This is a messenger RNA of Coccinella septempunctata (seven-spotted ladybird), 1846 nucleotides long. RefSeq names its product interleukin-1 receptor accessory protein-like 1. The transcript is spliced from 7 exons. The record is from RefSeq and is a predicted model, not a curated record. NCBI's taxonomy places the organism in Eukaryota, Metazoa, Arthropoda, Insecta, Coleoptera, Coccinellidae. The coding region runs from base 257 to 1672 and encodes 471 amino acids. Gene Ontology annotation, biological process: signal transduction.
AAAGCGAAAAGCCAAAUCCGAGCGUGCUUUAGGUGCGGACACUCCGUAGGAAUAGGUUGUGCCGCUCUGUCAGUCUCAUCUUUUCGCAAGUGCCGAUGACAUAUCGAGGUGAUUUUCGUUUUUGUGAAUGAAAAGUCAUCAAAUUUUAAUUCGAUUCUGUGCGUAUGUGCCAUAUAAGUGAAUUCCCGGUUCAAAUGACCUAAGAAGUGCGCUUCUCUCUAUUUCCACUGACUUUAUUGUUGGGGAAUUCCCAGAAAUGACGAUGUUUAUCGCAGUGAUUUCUCUUUUUUGUGUAACAGCGUUACAGGUUGUUCUCGGAAUCGAGACUUAUUGUUUGAACAAUAAUUACGUUACCAAUGGGACACAUAUGCAAUUCACUAAAGAACCCAGCGUGGAGGAAUUCGCUAUAUUGGGUACUUUUAAGGGAUUGCACUGUUGUGCGAAGAAUUACCGCAGCAUUGAAUGGUAUAAAAAUGGAAAACCCUAUCCAUGGCCAUUGACGAGCUCCCAGCUGAUACUGUAUCCUGAGGAUGCCAAUCAAACAGUGUACACCAAAUCGGUUUCCGAAAAAGAUGCUGGAAACUACACGUGCAUUUUGAGAAAUGACACUGUAGUCCAUUCGCAUACAAUAAUUCUGAAAGUACUAGCGAAAGUUCCGGAUGAGCCCCAGGUGACUUACGUAUCCAGAGACGCUGAGGUUGCUAUCGGAGCAAAUCUACGAUUAUUCUGUGAAGCAUUCGGAGGCCGGAUUGACCUACCGGACGCUCACAAUGAAGCCAUUUGGUUCAAAAUGGAUUCCAAUCGGACCUUAUCGAACGGAACGAGGAUUCGACAGGAGAAAACAUCGAGGGAGGAUGAUCAAACAUUCGGGACAUAUUUGAUUAUCAAUGAUAUCCAACCAGAAGAUUUUGGAAUAUACGUUUGUACAAUCAAAAAACCAGGAAUAACAAAAAAUUUGACUGUUAGUUUAAGACAAAAAGUUAUGGUCGAAUACAUCAAUCCUAAUCCGUUUCCCAUCGAAAAAAUGCUGCUAUUGAUGAUUGCAGCUACGCUCUUGCUGUUGGCAUUUUUUGUUCUCAAUCUACGCUUCGGCUUGGAGCUGAGGUUGAAGUAUAAAAAUACCUUUGGACCACUGGAAGAAGAGGACGGAAAGAUAAACGACGCGUUGAUUUUGUACUCUGGUAAAGAUGAGGACAUGGCUCUGAACAUUUUGUUGCCAAAGCUUGAAGUUGAUUACAAUUACAAAGCUGGUUGCAAGAGGUUACCGUCCAGUGUUGAUGCUUGGAUCACUGAGCUACACGCGUCUUCCAAAAAAAGUCGAAGAAUUAUAUUCAUCCUAUCACCAAGUGCUCUUAACGGAAACUGGGAUACGGCCACUAUUUACAAGGCAAUCAAAGUGUUGGACUCCCUUGGACCAUCUUUGAUCUGCCUAGUCCUGGAAAAACUUCCCACCAUGAAGCACGAGCUGAAAAACAGCCAAGGGGAAACGCUUAAGUCGACUCUGUAUUCGGUUGAUGUCAUAGACUGGAAUAACCCUCCUAGUGAGAAAUGUUGGAAGAAUUUAUGCCUGAGAAUGCCCGCCAGAAGACAUUUCGGCCUUUCCGAGCAGAAUGCCCAACGUCCCAAUAAGAGAACUGUAAAUCGACAAGAAAGUCUGGAUAAUUUAGUGUAAUUAUUUUUGCAAUGUUGGUUAUGAUGUUGUACUUCAAGUGACAAUUCGAUAUCUAAUUUAUGUAAAAUAAUCUUAUAUUUUUAUAUCAAGCUUUUGUGAUUUUUUGAUAUGUGUUAUAGUCUGUAAGUUUUGUGUUUUUAAAAUUUAUACAUAAGUAAAUAAUCAUUUCCACUA